Molecule: messenger RNA, 1822 nt
Organism: Effrenium voratum
Lineage: Eukaryota; Dinophyceae; Suessiales; Symbiodiniaceae
Source: the annotation of a GenBank genome assembly
AGUUUUUUUCGCCACCGGCGCCGGCGCUUGCACCGCGACCCGCGCCGUCCGCGGCGCGCGGCGGGGCCCCGCAAGCCAUGGCCGACGAAAGUUUCAAAGAGUUGCUGCAGAAAUUGGAGCGGCAGCACAGCAACGAGGUGGCGAUCUUGCAAAAAGAGAUCAGGGACUUGAAGGCGAAAGCCUUGGUGAAGCUCGAAGAGCCCAAGGCAGUCUUGGGCCCAAAAGUGGAAGCACCUCACAGCAGGUGCGUGAGCCGAGAGAACCCAAAUCAGGCCGUGCCCCACGAGGUGGACCACCGGAAGCCAGCGGGCGACCUGCAGGACGUGGAGUCAGUGGACGGCGCGGAGACCAACGGCAACGUGAACCGGAUCUCCACGAGCUUGGAGGUGCCGAGGACAAAACCGCCACAGCUGCACAUGGGUACGGUGAGCAGCAUGGGUACCGCGAGCGGCUCGUUUUCAGUGUCCUCCCCAACGGGCGAGCCAAAGGACACUCCAGAAGCGGAGAGUAAGCCAAAAGAACCCCUGGGUUGCAUGGGCACCUGCGAGAAGUGGGUGAAGAGCGACGCGUUUGAGCUUGCUGUGGCUGGCCUGGUGGCGCUUAACUUCUUCACCAUGGCGGCAGAGAUGCAGUAUGAGGGGUUGCAGAUUGGCUAUGUGCUCGGCCACCGAUGGCUGACGGCCCCGGCCAGCGAAUUCUGGCCCGGGGCGGCGACAGUGUUCGAGGUCUUCCGGAUGGUCUUCCUAGUGGCCUUCAGUGUGGAGAUCCUCGUCCGCGUGUUCUUCUUGAGAGGCCAGUUCUGCAAGACGGCCUUCAACAUCAUCGACUUCUCCGCGCUCUUGGCCUCCAUCGUGGAACUCUUCUCCUUGAACUUGCCGGUGGACCCCACCUUGCUCCGGCUCUGCCGCCUCGCCAAGCUCUUUAGGACAAUCCGGGUGCUGCGGUUCUCAGGGAUGCUGGACAGCUUGAGCAUGUUGGCACGGUGUAUGAGCUCCAGCGGACUCACCUUGGUGUGGUCCUUGGUCUUCUUGCUCGUGAUCCAGCUGAUCGCCGCCAUGAUGGUCUGCCUCAUGGUCAAGCCCUACUUAGAGGACGCCUCCCUCAGUGCCAACCCCACCUUCCUCGCAGAGCAGCAAGCAGUAUACCGCUACUACGGCACAUUCAGCAUCGCUGUGCUCACGCUUUUCGAGGUCUUCUUUGCGAACUGGUCGCCCGCCUGCCGAGUUCUCACGGACAAUAUCUCCGAGUGGUACUCGCUGCUCUUCCUGAUUUACCGCUGCGCCAUCGGCUUUGCAGUCAUCAAUGUGGUGAACGCGGUCUUCGUGCAGCAAACUCUACAGGUGGCCAAAGGCGACGAGGAAGUCCUCUUCUUGGAGAAGCAGAAGGCAGAGGAGAAGUACUUCAAGAACGUGGCGAAGAUCUUUAAGAAGCUGGACACCUCAGGUGAUGGCCUGCUGAGCUGGAGCGAGUUCAAUCAGCUCUUAGAAGAUCCCAAGCUCCGGUUCCUUCUGGACAAGCUGGAGAUCGCCGCCGGGGACCUGAAGGUGCUGUUCGACCUUUUGGACGACACCGGCGACGGCGAGAUCUCCGUGCAAGAAUUCAUCGAGGGCGUUACGCGCUUCAAGGGCGCCGCGAAGAGCCUGGACGUGGGGCAGUUGCUGCUGCGCACGCGGCGACUGGAGCGAUCCAUCAUAGCCAUUGAGCGGUGUUUGAUUCCAGAUCACCACGCACGUGGCAGCACCAAGGAGAGGACGGGCACUGAAUGACGCUCGUCGAACGUGCGGAUCUGAUAUGUCAGGCUUCGUACUUGCUUUUGUUGCUA